Molecule: messenger RNA, 11355 nt
Organism: Polistes canadensis
Lineage: Eukaryota; Metazoa; Arthropoda; Insecta; Hymenoptera; Vespidae
Product: agrin-like
Exons: 28
Coding region: 1144-8325 (2393 amino acids)
Biological process (GO): multicellular organism development; cell differentiation
Cellular component (GO): membrane
Molecular function (GO): protein binding; calcium ion binding
Source: RefSeq, a predicted model, not a curated record
CGCUCGAGCCGUGCUUCAGUCGGCCGGCAAGCUCGCGUGCCGAGCCUUCGCGACUUGUUCUUCCCUUCGAGAGGUACCCCUCUCGGCAACCCUUACGGCAACCCUUACGGCAACCCUCACGGAUAAUCUUCUGUUUGCGGCCUCGAUCGAAUUCUGCCACCCUACGCACGCUAUGGAUCGAUCUACAAGGGAGGACGAUAUCGGAAAGCAUUCCGCGCUGAGAACUUGACUUUCUUUUUCCAAAAUAACGCCCGGAGAACGAGUUGCUCUCGUAAUCCUGUGCGAUGACGACGACGACGACGACGAAUAUUAUAUUUUCGGAUAAUACGGAGUAACGAGAGUGAAAGGUGUGAAGUGAAUUACUUAUUCGAGUGGUUUGGCUGGCCAUCUAUCGAUCAUCCGAGAGAUUCGUCCUAUGUUUGAGAAAACUUUUGUGGACAUUCGUGGGUUUGUCGCGUCGAGUGAAUGCCACCUCUUACCUUGGGACGAUAAAAAACGGACGCAUCUUGUUGCUGGAAAUAAAUCUUUGUGCUCGAACAGGGGGAGAGUGGGGGAGGAAGAAAUAUAAGUUUUGCGAGCGCGAGAUCGAUAUACGCGAGGCGGUGUUGUGCCGAAAUAACCUUGUCGCAUCGAGUUUCCGAAAAAACGAUCAACGAUCGCGUGCGUGCGUGCGUGCGUGCGUGCGUGCGUUCGUUCGUUCGUUUUCCCUGCUGCGUCGACGAAGAAUAUGAUCGGUGAAAGAAGAGAAAAGAAGAGAACGCGUGACUCGAGCCGGGGCCCAAACGAGGGAUCUUCCGCUCUUGUUAAUCAAAGGGCAGCGCCUUUGCGAGAUGAACAAAGAAAUGACAAGGCCGACAGGUGCCGCUUUGUGCAUCCACUAACCGUACGAAGAGGCGCUUGACUAAUCUUCGAAAAAAAUGCAUCCUCCUAACUCUCCUUAAAUCUCGACGAUCGUCGUCGUCGUCGUCGUCGUCGUCGUCGUUGUCGUCGUCGUCGUCGUCGUCGUCGUCGUCGUCGUCGUCGUCAUCAUCGUCGUUGUAUGGGGUGGCUCGAAAAUUUUAUAUUUUCCCUAGCUAACGCGUUUGAAAUCCCGUGAGAAUUGACGUGAUAUGAGUACUGCGAUGAUGCGAAAGAAUCCCAAAGAUGCGCAGGACCAGUACCAAUGGUUUAAAACUCGAUCUAACGGAGAAUACGCCAGGUAGCUCGUUGGCUAGGCUACCGAACUUGGUCGAGCAUGCGGAGAGUUGUCAGGUCCUGGCCGCCAGCACGGGAGAAAAUUUAAGCAGCAAAUUGCCGAACGUGGUCGAGGGCUCGAUGGACUAUGGUAGCGAGCGUAGGUCUUCCCGAUACUUGGAGUAUCAAGAUUCUAAACCUUACCAGGAUGGUCAGGUCGCGUCGUCGGUGGGAGGAUCGGUGGGAGGAUCGGUGGGAGGUUCGGUGGGUGGUACGUACGAGCACGUCGACUAUCAGGAUCAAUUGAAGACUGGAUAUAGCAGGAACUACGAGAAGAAAAGCGGCGGGACUGGCUACGGCCGAGAAAACGUCGAUAGAUACGUCGAGGACAAUAGAAUUUAUCCGGAAGACGGUCUAAGGUACGACCGUCGAGGACCCCUAGAGGAGAGAACUUACGAGGAAUCGGAUUUAGAUGGUUCUUACGAAAGAAGCGACGCUCAAAAGUUAAGCGUAAGAGCUUAUCCCGCGGAACUUCAGGAUACGACGAGCAGACGGUACUCGAGAGACUUGACGGAUUACGAGUACGCCUCGAGAUACGCAGAGGAAACCCUGAAGCUCGAGCCGAAGAAAGAUCAUCAUCAUCAUCAUCACCAUCAUCACCAUCCCCACUCCGGCAAGAUUUACGAGCCGGCCGGAGCAUCGAAGGGAUACGAGUCCGGCGUUAAAACCCACGACUCUGCCUACGAGCUCGGUAAUUGUGCCACCGCCACCGCCCAACACCAGGAUCCAAAUCCUUCUUCCGCCGCUGCCAGGAAGUAUGAGAACAAGUACCAUUCGGCAGGAAAAAUGUACGGGACUUUACCGAGGUACGAUAGCACCGGUGGCAAAUCUUCCGCUUACGAGACCGGCUACGAACCGAGAUCGUUCGAAUCAAAGUACGAGGAGCAAACUUACGAUACCGGUAGCAAGGCUUUCGAUCCGAAAUACGAAUUGACCAGCUCGAAGAGUUACGAGAGAUGCAAGUACGAUGCUUCCUCCUCCUCCUCUAACGCCAGGUAUCGCGACAAGUCUUACGAGCAAACGUUGAAGAUCGGUGAACUCUCUUCCUCGUCGUCGGCCGGUCCUUACGUGAGAAAGCAAAAUCAAGAACAAGAGGACAUGACCGCGGAAAAGAUGAACGGUUACAGAAAGAACAAUUUCGAGGCCUACGGGGUUUACUCCGAUCCGGAGGACGAUCACGGUUUUCUAGCCGAAAAGAAAACUCCUCAGUACACGUACAAGGGGGUAGUCGUUAACGCCAGCGGGGAAUCGAGCGUCAUCGAGAAGCGGCCGAAGGACAACAGGCAAACGGAAAUGCCCCGAAGCCCUUGGUGCAGGCCUAUGAUCUUGCUGCUCCUUCUGGUCCUCCUCGUCGUUAUUUUCGUAUUCGUCGCUGGAAUACUUUUGUACUUUAAUUAUAUGUCCUACAAACCCCGCCAUCCCCCUAUGGAGGGUAAGGAUCUAAAUUUCGCCAGUAAUAAUGCCGAACCCUGCGAGAAGACUUACUGCGCUUGGGGCGCGACGUGCGUCGUAUCCGAGAACGGGAAAGCUUUGUGCCAGUGUCCAACGAAUUGUCCGUCAAAUUCUGCACCGGUUUGCGGCUCCGACGACGUGACGUAUACGAAUCAAUGUCAUCUGAGACAAGCGAGUUGCCAGAGGAGGAAGAAUACCAGGAUAAAACACGAGGGUGCCUGCGAGAUCAAAGAUCCGUGCGUGAAAUUGAACUGCUCUCAAGGUGCCCAAUGCGUAAGAAGCCGCGACGGUACCGAUGCCUCCUGCGAGUGCCUACAAAUCUGUCCGAAUUUAGGAGAUCACGAGGGCUCUGGACCCGUUUGCGGGACUGACGGCAUCGAUUAUCCGACCUUGUGCGACUUGAACAAAAGCGCUUGUACGAAAGGCGCUAAUAUCAGCGUUGCUUUUCAGGGUAGAUGCGAUCCCUGUGGCAACGUCGAGUGCAUGGAACCAGAAAUCUGUCAGUUGGAUGGCUCCAGGCAACCCGCUUGUCGUUGCAGUGAACAAUGCGGACUCGAAUUUUCACCCGUAUGCGGAAGCGACGGUAAGACUUACUCGAACGAGUGUAGCCUCCGACAAGAAGCUUGCAGAUCGAGGCUUCCACUUCGGAAGAUCUAUAACGGUGCCUGCAGCUCAGGUAUCAAUCCCUGCGACGAGGCCAAAUGCGGCUCGUACGAACAAUGUGCCAUCAACCGAUAUGGUAUUGCGAGCUGCGAAUGCGGUCCGGAAUGCGAACCAGUCAUGAGACCAGUUUGUGCGCGCGGUGGCACCACCUACACGUCCCUUUGCGAGCUCAAGAGAAGGGCUUGUCUAACGAAGAGCAAUAUCGAGGUCGCUUACACGGGUACAUGCGGCUCCAGAGGACCCUGCUCCGAAAAGGUUUGCCAAUGGGGUGCAAUUUGUGCGGAAAAUGGUGGUACCGCCGUUUGCGAGUGUCCUACCUGUCCUGCCGAAUUUCAACCGGUUUGCGGAGACGACGGCAUUAGCUACGGAAACGAGUGCAAACUGAGAUUAGAAGCUUGCCAACAUCGACGGGAGAUUCGAGUUCUUUAUCAAGGCCUCUGCAAUGGUUGCGAGAAUAAGAAAUGCGAACAUUACGCAGAAUGCGAGAGCGACAGCGCUGGGGAGGCAAAAUGCGUUUGCCCGACUAAAUGCGAACAUUCGGGGAAAGAGUCGACGGAGAAAGUUUGCGGAUCUGACGGUGUAAGCUACGAGAACGAGUGCGCCCUGAAGAAAACUUCCUGUACCUCGCAGACCGAAAUCGCUAUUCAUUAUAUGGGCGACUGCGAACUUUGCGCGAGGGUGGAAUGCGAAAACGGAGGUCGGUGUAUGGCAGGAGUUUGCGUAUGUCCAGAGAUCUGUCCGGAAAGUAACGGAGAGCCUGUAUGCGGUAGCGACACGAAGACUUACCAAUCCGAGUGUGAAUUACAAAAGGUAGCUUGUGGGAGGGACCCGAAAUUGCCGGCCUUGCACGUGAUUUUCUACGGCGACUGCGGUGAAAGACUCGCUGUGGCAGCGCUGACGACGAUGUCGACACCGGCUCUGACGCGAGUAGCCACCACGGUCGCUGACGUUACCAGCACUCAAGAACGAGAGGCUUGCAAGGACAUUCAUUGCGAUUUCGAGGCCACGUGCGAGCUCGGACCAGAUAAAUUUCCAAGGUGUAGCUGCCGAUUUGAUUGUGCUUCGAUAUCUCCGGAAAAUAUGCGUCCGGUCUGCGGCAGCGAUCUCAGGACAUACUCGUCUCUCUGCGCGAUGAAAAUGGAGGCCUGUCAGCGACAACAAGAAUUACGGCUGAGGCCCCUUGAUCUGUGUCAAGGCAUGGAGGUAAAACCAUGCAACGGAGAUCCGCCAUUGAUCGAUGCCGAUGGGAAGGAAUACGAUUGCGGAAGCGGACCCGAUCGCCGAGAUUGUCCGAGCAACAGCUAUUGCCAUCAAACACCGCGAUUCGCUCGCUGUUGCAAGAAAGUCCAAGGAAUUCAAGUGGUCAAGUGCUCGGAUUCCUGGCACGGAUGCUGCCCCGACGGUAAAACCGCAGCUCUAGGACCGGAUGGCGCUGGUUGUCCUAGUUCAUGCAAUUGUAACAGACUGGGUAGUGUAUCCGACACCUGCAAUCCGGAAACCGGACAGUGCGAAUGUCGACCAGGAGUGGGUGGUCUUAAAUGCGACAGAUGUAUGCCAGGUUAUUGGGGAUUGCCAAAGAUCAGCGAAGGACAUCAAGGAUGUAUACCUUGCGGUUGUUCUCUCUUUGGUUCCGUCCGAGAGGAUUGCGAGCAAAUGACCGGACGUUGCGUCUGUAAGCCCGACAUUCAGGGCCAAAAGUGUACAAUCUGCACCGAUCACAAUAAAAUACUUACGCCCACCGGAUGUUAUUCAGCCGAUACGAUACCACCGAUCCCAACCUCUUGCAAGGAACUGGAGUGCUAUUCCGGAGGACACUGCUCCGAAAUAGGUGGUCCACACUGCGUCUGUCCGUCCUCCUGUCCAACGGACAUACCGUUGGUACCGGUUUGCGGUAGCGACGGACAGACUUACGACAGCGAGUGCGAACUACGUCUGUACGCGUGUCGUCACCAGGCGGACGUGGUGACCCAGGCCUUUGGUCACUGCAGAGACGAUCCUCUCGUGAACACGGACUUUCCCGUUAAGAGAUACACUGCCGUGCAAUACACCCAACCAGCAGCCGCUAUUUCGCCAUUAUCUAAAUCUACCAGGCAUCUUUUGGUCCCAGAACCAGAUCCACGAUACUAUUACACUCAUCGAGCUCAUCAAGAAACCAUCACCAUCGACAGAGAUAAUCUUAAGCACGGAGUUGCAGCGGUAUAUCGACCGACUCCCGCGACGAUUAGGGUCGUCACGGCCCUUCUCGGUGAUCUUUGUACCGACGACAAGGAUUGUACGAUUCCCAAUAGCGAAUGCUCCAACGGUGGUUGUAUCUGUUCCGAGGGUUACGCAGAAACCAGUGAUCGACAAGAAUGUUUCGCCAAUUACGUGCCGGUGACACCGACGGAGGAAUUUCGUGCCUGUCUCUCCUAUCCUUGCCAUAUGACAUCAACGUGCAUCGACCUGCCGAGCGCAACAUUUGUCUGCAUCUGUCGGCCGAAUUAUACGGGGCUGCUUUGCGACGAAGAGAUAAACAAGAGAGAUUACGAGGUACCUUCCUUCGACGGUAAGAGCUACGUCAGAAUGAACAGACUGAAGGCUUAUCACAAGUUCAGCAUCGAGGUAGAAUUAAAGACCUACGCCGACAACGGAAUUAUACUUUACAAUCAGCAGAAGAGCGACGGGACCGGUGAUUUCGUUUCUCUCGCCAUCGUCGAUGGACACGUACAAUUUAGAUACAAUCUUGGCAAUGGUCCGGUUGUCCUCACUUCACCGGAGAAAAUCACCAUGAAGACCUUCCAUAGAGUAGCAGCGAAAAGAUACCACAAAGAUGGAGUACUGAUCUUCAACGACGGCGAGGAUAUCGUUGGCCAGAGCCAAGGAGUCCUCAAAUCCUUGGAUCUCAACCAGGAUACGUUCGUUGGGAAUAUGCCGAGCAAUUAUUCCAAAGUCUACGACAAUAUCGGCACUAACCACGGUUUCCUUGGAUGCAUAAGAAAGCUAAAGAUCAAUCGCAUCUUCGUGGACCUGCACGUUGGACAAGACAAGGACGUUUUAGAGACUUAUCGUGUAAAGGAAUGCGGAGACAACGCUUGCGCCAAUCUCCCUUGCGAAAACGGCGCUACGUGCCAGCCAAUCUACGAGGAGGAUCUCUGCAAUGGCCGGGAAUGUCGAAGAUUGCAGAAGAGGGCCAAGAACAGGAUUAAUAAUAAGAACGGCCAGAAGAACGGCCAGAAGAACGGCCAGAAGAACGGCCAGAAGAUCGGCCAGAAGAACGGCCAGAAGAACGGCCAUAAUAACGGUCAUAAUAACGGCCAUAAUAACGGACAUAAUAACGGACAUAAGAAUGGCGUAAGCAUCGUCAGAUGCAAGGGCUCGCAUUGCGCCUCGAUCGAUCAACCGAGAUCAAGGAAGAACUCGAAGAAACGUUGCGUCGGUAGCAAGUGCGAUUACGACUACGAUAUAGAUUUCGAGGCAAGUUUCGAUCGUGGAAAUUACGCUGUAGAAAAGUACGAACCACCGGAUUACAAGUGCAUUUGCCCGCCCCAAUUUACCGGCCGAAAUUGCGAGGAGUCAUUGGAUCCGUGCAUCGACGAACCCUGUCAGCACGGUGCCACUUGCGACAUACUACCUCAGGGUGGAUACGUUUGCAAAUGUCCACCCGGUAGGACCGGCGUACAUUGCGAAAUUCUCGAUGCCGAAUUAACGGAACUGCUAAUACCGGAAAUGUCCGGCGACGGUUUUCUCGAAUUACCAUGCCUCGAAGGAGUCGCCAAAGCUUUUUCCAUCGAGCUUUGGUUCCUAGCUCGCCUCAACGACGGCCUUUUAUUAUAUAACGGCCAAUUGAACAACGGUAGAGGCGAUUUUAUCAGUUUAAACUUGGUCCACGGUAGACUAGAGUUCAGGUUCAAUCUCGGAAGCGGUAUCGCCAAUAUCACGUCGCCGGAUACCGUUACUCUCGAUAAUUGGCACUGCGUCAGAAUAAGCAGACUCGGAAGGGAGGGUGUUCUCCAAUUGGACGAUGGAACGGUAGCGAGAGGACUCUCUGGAAGUCCUCUCACAGAAUUGAACCUAGAAAUGCCUCUCUACGUGGGUGGAGUCAAACAUUGGAGAGAAGUACAUCGCUUGGCGGGAGCUUGGACCGGUUUAACGGGAGCCGUGCAAAGGCUGAUGGUAAACGGCAAGACUUAUCAAAAUCUUGCCGUAAACGUAACGCAACACAACACAGAGAUCUACGACGGGUUACCGUGCCCGAGCAACGAGAAUCCUUGUCACAACGGUGGCGUUUGCCUACCCUUGUUGAAUAGCUACCUCUGCAAAUGCGCUACCGGCUACAACGGACUGCACUGCGAGUUUUUCAUGGGAUACGACGUUUCGAGCACGGAAGAUUCAAAGAGACCGGUACGAUUCGACGGCGACAACUUUUUGCAAUUUAAACAUCGUCUUGGUAGAAGUACUAACACAACUAAUACUACCCUCGGCGAGUAUUUCGAAGAGUCCUACUCCGACUACGACUUGGAGGACGUCGGAGAGUACGAGUACGACAGUUACGAUUAUACGGAACGCAGAGGGCAACAAUCCAACAAGUUCGAAUUACGACUGAAGACGAUUCAUUCCGAGGGUCUGAUCGCUUGGAUUGGAAGGGGAAAACUCGAACACCUUAUACUUUCUUUGCGCGGGGGUUACGUCGUUCUCUCUUACAAGAGUAAAACGGAACAGAUUAACGUGAAGAGUAGGGAAAGAGUGGACGACGGUGUUUUUCACCACAUAAGAGCGAGUCGGAGAAGACGCGCCUCGACGAUACAAAUCGACGAGUUUGCCCCGGUUAAGAUGCCAAUGGAGAGUGGAACUUUACUUACGACCAAUGGCAAAUUAUUCAUCGGCGGUAAACCAGGCCACCGAGGCAUCAAGGGCUGCGUCACGGACUUUAUCAUCGACAAGCGUCGAUUGCAAUUAGUUAGACGGAAGAUCGACUUUUGUCACGACAACGACGUAUGAUGAUAACGAAUCGCGGAGACGAUCAGACGAUUCGCAAGAUUCGUAGCUUUUCUUCUCCUUUAUCAUUCUCCAAGCCUUCGUCCAAGUUCGUCUGGAUUUCGCCUGGCUCGAAGAUAUCGAACGAACCUACAGAGGAGGAAGAGAAAAACUUUGAGAGAUUUUAUUAACGGAUCGAAUCGUCGUUCUUAGAUCUUUCUUCCUCCAAUUUUUUUAACGUUCGCUCCGAACGACCACGAUUCCUGCCAAAGUCCCACAUCGCGAGAAACCGAUCGCUCUCCGUCAUUUUCGCGACUGCCAUACUUAAUUCGUUGUCGCGUCGUGUCUCGCCUUCGAACGACAUGCGCUACAAAUAGGGAUAGAGAUAGGUGCAAAGAGAGAGAGAGAGAGAGAGAGAGAGAGAGAGAGAGAGAGAGAGAGAAGAAAAGUGCUGCGUUUUUUUCAUCAAAAGACAAUAAUAUAUUUUUAAGGUAAUACGAUAAUUACAUGCAUAGUAUUAUAUGUAUACGUACGUAAGCAUGCUCGCGACAUUUAUUCGAGAAAGAAUAAGAGCGCGUAAAACAAGCAGAAAGUAAGGAAGGACAGGCGAGAGAGAGCCUUCGGCCGAAAUACUCGUCUUUAGAUAUUUACGAUAAGCUAUGCUAAUGCACUUAAAACAGAAGGAUAAUAACAAAGAACACUUAACAUUGCCAAGACUGAAUAAAUAUUGGGACGAAAGAAAUUGUAGAGAGAAAGUGAAUGUGUGCGAGAGAAAAAGGCGCUAAUUUGAUGUUACGUUUGAGUGUUUGGUAGAGAGAUUUAAUGAAUAUGAAUUUGAAAAAUAGACGAAUGUAUUUUAAUGGACUGUUAUAAUUUAUGUCCAUAGUACGCCAUAUGUAUGCGAAAACAAAUAUGACAGGGAUCAUAGAUUCCUUGUAUACACGUACAAACGUUGACACACAUUUACACUGUUAAGCACACGCUAUUGUUUUUAGGUAGGCGAGGCUUUUUACAAAAUGCGCUAAAAGAAUAGAUGUAUUAUAAAUAUAUAUAUAUAUAUAUAUAUAUAAACCGAUUGCAUUCCAUGUUACGGUGGAUAUCACACGUGAUAAGCGAAUACACGCUUAUGCAUUAUCAGAUGUAAGACGAUAAUGGAUCCCACCCAAGAAAAACCCCGCUUACGUGUGUAAUCCAACGAUCCGCGCGAGGAUAUGUAUGCGUGUGCGUGUGUGUGUGCGUGCGAUAGAUAUACGAAAUAUUAAGAUAUAUCUUAUGCGCGUGCGCUAGAGUUAACGUUUCGCAAAACCUGUAAAUAACCGAUAUACGUUGAUCUAUCGAUUACAAAGCAAUGAUCGUUCAGAGAUGUACAAUACUGGAACUAAACGAAUGUAACGACCUAAUAAUAAUAAUAAUAAUAAUCGUGUAGCGUUUCACGAAUUAGCCUUUCCAUGCGCACGCGCCGUUUUAGUUUGUGCGUCGGCCCGAUGCGAUAUGUUCUUCCGUUCCGGGAUGAAAGCGUUUAACAAAUAAGAACGCCUAAAAUAAUUGUAAAUCGUCGUUACUUUCUAUCGAUUAAAAAAUACGUAAGCGGCUGAACGCACACUUUUUCGAUUGUUAGCGAUCUGGCUCGUUCCCUCUCUGGAAAUGUACGAAUUUGAUCUCGCGCGCGUCCCACUUCUUUGACGAUGCACGAACGCCUAAGUUCUAACUCUAUAUCAAAUAAUGAUAUAUUUAUUAUCGAUACUCUAUUAUUUACAUGUAUUUUUUAAUAUAUUUUCCAUCGAAUUUUUCCUUUAUGCGAAUUCGCAAAAGACAAUUUUCCAACGAUAUUAGUUGGCUACGAUACGCGUGCGAAUACAACCUUUACCAUUUUUUACCACUAAAAACGAUUAAUUAUCAUUGAAAUAUAAUUCUUAUCCGGAAAUUAAAUCGAAUUCUAUAAUCGUUCGAUGAUAAUAUGUAUUACAACAGUUCAACGGAUAACGCCUAAUGCAAAUUUCUGAUGAACGAUUAUAUAUUAUAGAUCGAUCGAUUAUCCUAAAAUGUAAUCAAGGCGAAGCAAGAUUACGCGCGAACGAUGAAUCGAUACUAAUUUAAUAAUUAAGGCACGAUAUUAUAUCCUUCUUACCUGCGUUUAUCUUUAUUGCCUGAGAAGAUGAAAGAUCGCUUCUCGUCAACGCGAGCUACGAAUUAUCAAGCAAUUUCGAAACAUAUCCCUCUUUAGAGAUACGUAUUCACGUUAAACGUACAUAUAUGUAUCUUCGUUUGAAACAGAGUACAUACAUAUCUCUUUCCCCAUGCAUUUCAUCGUUUACAUAUCGAACUGAAUUAAUUAUUAUCCUACGGUCCAAUUAACGAGUCGCAUUCCAACGAACGAUAAAUGAAUAGUUAUAUUGUUGCGAAAUAAAGGCGAAUAAAUAAAUGAAAAAGACAAUUGAACGAUUAUAUCGACGUAAUGUAUUUGAUCGCGUGUCUGGAUAUAAGAUUUAUCAUCUUUUGUACCAUUAGAGAUUGUUCGAGAACGAUUGUUUAAUGAUUCGCGAGAGCAGGAACAAGCAAGCGCGUGCGAACAAUAGAAAAAGAUCUAACUUUACGAAUAAGCUUACUGCCAAUCCAAUUCAAGAUUCUACGAUCCUGUCUUUUUCUCGAUCACGGUCACGGUGUUCCUUGGAUGAUUUUAGAUUUAUGAGUACUCUUCCAACAUUAAACGAGGACAAAAAAGAGAAGAAAAGAAGGAUAAUAAAUGAUGGAGGCUGGAAAGGGAAAAUCAAAGAGAGAAGAAAAUUCAGAAGAUGCGUUCGCGGUUCGACUCCUUAAAAAACGGAUAAACGUCGCAAGAUAUUUUCGUGUGGACAAAAUUCACGCCACACGAAUCUACACAGGUCAAGAAUGCACACGUCUUAAUUAGUUUUUUUACUUUGGAUACCGUCGUUAACACGCGACCAUUUUUGGCGCUAUCUGUCCUAAAUACUGGAGCUACACUAUGUAACAAAGUACACUGUGCAUUGUAAAGUGACUGUAUAUACAAUUAUAAAUUAUGCAAUUACCUUGAAA